Messenger RNA from Chelmon rostratus (copperband butterflyfish), 642 nucleotides. RefSeq names its product claudin 7a (gene cldn7a). Gene Ontology annotation, molecular function: structural molecule activity. The coding region runs from base 1 to 642 and encodes 213 amino acids. Gene Ontology annotation, cellular component: plasma membrane; bicellular tight junction. The transcript has 4 exons. Gene Ontology annotation, biological process: cell adhesion; bicellular tight junction assembly. The record is from RefSeq and is a predicted model, not a curated record. Lineage: Eukaryota; Metazoa; Chordata; Actinopteri; Chaetodontiformes; Chaetodontidae.
AUGGCCAACUCCGGGAUUCAGCUGCUGGGCUUCUUCCUGUCGCUAAUUGGCAUCGUUGGUCUGAUCAUCGGGACCAUCCUGCCGCAGUGGAAGAUGUCCGCGUACAUCGGGGACAACAUCAUCACAGCGGUGGCCAUGUACCAGGGACUGUGGAUGUCCUGCGCCUUCCAGAGCACCGGACAGCUCCAGUGCAAAAUCUACGACUCCAUCCUGCAGCUCGACAGUUCCCUUCAGGCCACUCGAGCCUUGAUGAUAGUGGGCAUCAUCGUGUCCAUCGCCGGUCUGGGUGUGGCCUGUAUGGGAAUGAAGUGCACCACCUGUGCAGGGAGCGACAAAUUACGCAAGUCCCGCAUCGCCAUGACAGGAGGCAUCAUCCUACUGGUGGGAGGGCUGUGUGCCAUCGUGGCGUGCUCCUGGUUUGCUCAUAAUGUGAUCCGGGCUUUCUAUAAUCCCUACACUCCAGUCAACACCAAGUUUGAGUUUGGCGCGGCCAUCUUCAUCGCCUGGGGCGGCUCCCUGCUGGACGUCCUGGGUGGAGCCAUGUUGGCCGCUUCGUGUCCGCGGAAGAAGCACGUAUCCAAGUACCCGUCCAUGGCGGGGUCCCGCUCCGGCCCGCCGAGCAGCACUAAAGAAUAUGUGUGA